CACUAUUUGGACAGACUGUCCUAAAUAAAUUUGGGGCAGACUCAGAAGCUGCAUAAUGCUGAUGAAAUAGCUAAGGGAGCUUUACGGAUCCAUUAUAACAUGGUCUGCUGGGAUGGCUUCUAAGCUCAUGGACAGACUGCGACGGACACUGUUCAAAGAAGGAGAAGUAGUCUCUAAGGAGCCAAUUGAUGUAACAGAGGAAAGCUUCCCAGAGAGUUCUGAGUUAGAGGACGAUACAGAGUGUGUCUCAGAGCGGCUUGGGGGAACACUCUGCUUCGAUGGGGAGAGCGCCCUGGAAUCCGAAGACCCAGGUGAGGCCUCAGGACCAGACAGUGACUCAGACUACCUUGGAGAGUCCAUAGAGGAUGGAUUCAGCAGCACAGACACCAGCCCAGUGGGCCCGUCUCCUGGAGGCUCAUCCCUACUCACACGUCAGCUGCAGGAUAGCUGGAGGAACUUAAGAUUCCACAGUGUUCCUCAGAAGCUGGUGUUUGAAGUGACUGAUGCCAGUGUGGUGCAAGAGAGCUCAUCCAAGUAUGUGCUCUACACCAUCCAUUUGAUCCAGUCUGGGAUGUUUGAUGAAACCCCCGCCGCCAUCACCCGGCGAUACACUGACUUUAAGCGCCUGCACAGCUGCCUUCGCCGUCGUCACAGGGACAACAUGGAGCGCGUCGGUUUCCCCCGCAAGAAGCUGCGUAAAAACUUUGUGGCUGAGACCAUCGCCAAGCGGAGCCGAGCGUUUGAGCAGUACCUGACCCACAUGCACUCGUUGGCUGAGCUGCGGCGCUCGCCCACCUUUCUGGAGUUCUUCUACCUGGGUGACCUGAAGGCUGGCCAGAUGCUGAUGCGUGUGGGCCGUUACCAGGAGGCCCUGGGCCCUCUGCUCAAUGGCCUGAGGCUCCAGGAGAAGCUAGGCUGUGAGCAGCAGGGAAAGCAGCAGCCCCAUCACCAGCAGGGCACCCACUGGCUCUUCACCCUGUUGGCCCUGGUGACCUGCUUCCAGGAGCUGGAGCAGCUGGGGGAGGCCCAGGAGCACUGUGACCGAGCCCUGAGGGACCUGGCCCCCUCACCGGAGGCCUUGCAGCAGCACCACUUUCACCCACUGCUCAUUCCUCUUCUCCAGACCAACGUCAGACUGUCAUGGAAGAUCUCUAAGGAUAAGCGGCAGUGGGAAGUGCUGCUUCAGGAGAUCCAGGACUCUGGGGCUGAUAUAGGGAACCAGCCCAGCCUGAAGGAGUACCUGAUGGAGGCCCUGGUGGAGAGCGAGGGAGACACUAAGGCCAAGCUCAAAAGGGAGAAGGCCACUUAACCCAAAGAUAAUGGUGCUCAUAGUUAUGAGGAAAGAAUUUCAUGUAACCUAGUAAUGAGGGAUUUGGUCUUUGGUCUCUUGACAUGUAUUUCCCACAGCACUGUCUGAACUGUUAGACAUUCUAAUUUGAAUACACUCAACCUACCAAGUCAUGCACAAAUAGCAGAAAACAAUCGCAUGUUAUUGUAUAUAAAGUUCAAAUUAUUUGCUUGAUUGUUUUAUCUUGUAAAUUGUAGACAUGUUAGUCAUUUUUAUCCACAUUAUAUUUGAUACAGCUGCUUGGAAAUAAUUUAUUAAACGUAUUUUUCCAAAACAGUUAACAGCAAAUAAUAGGUCACUAUUUCUAAAAUAUUCCUGCUUUUUAAAACCUUUUCAAUUAUGCCAUUCACAUUCUUGAGAUUUAAGUGGAUUAAUAACUUUAGGAUGACAAAAGGAUAGAACAUGCAUUUUUAAGGACAAACUUUGCACAAGUUAAAGUAAUAAUUUUCUACCUGUGAGGUAGAUAUUAUUUUCUUGUUUACACAUUAAAGAAAAACCAAUGUCUGACAGCUCUCCUACUUGUUAGCAAGGAAUUGUAAUCAUUAACUAAUUUGUUUAUAUUGCUAUAGUAUUAUGCAGCCUCUGUACCAGAUUUGGAUUUGUCACUUUAAUGUCAAUAUAGACUUACAUAAGGGAAAAUAAUUCAGGUUUGUUUCCUUUCAUGAGGGAGGAGGAGCGAAAUAAGAAUCUGAAUGCACAGCUGGAAGCGUAUUUUUGCCAUACUGCAGGCAGUAACUGAAAUAGGUCUUGUAUCACUAAUGACGUUAUUUCAAAGCAGACCUACAAUCCUGUGAUAGAGCAGGGAGGUAAACCUUUUGUUGCACUGUGAAAUAGGCUAGUCUAUAUGCUUGAGUGACAAUUUCAAACUAACCUAAGAAUUUUCUCAAUAGCCUAGAUUAAACACUUGCAACAAUGUUACAUCUUUCUCUGAAAGUGCCUGCCUUGCACCUUUGAACUCUUGCCUUAACAUUUCACUCUUUCUUUGUAUACUAAAAUGAUUGAAAUAUGUAUUUUGUUUAAUAAAUCUAUCUCCCAAAAAA
Molecule: messenger RNA, 2388 nt
Organism: Salvelinus namaycush (lake trout)
Lineage: Eukaryota; Metazoa; Chordata; Actinopteri; Salmoniformes; Salmonidae
Product: sorting nexin-21-like
Exons: 4
Coding region: 113-1309 (398 amino acids)
Biological process (GO): protein transport
Cellular component (GO): early endosome membrane
Molecular function (GO): phosphatidylinositol phosphate binding; protein binding
Source: RefSeq, a predicted model, not a curated record